Seminavis robusta is the source of this 3400-nucleotide messenger RNA. NCBI's taxonomy places the organism in Eukaryota, Bacillariophyta, Bacillariophyceae, Naviculales, Naviculaceae. The record is from the annotation of a GenBank genome assembly.
GUCAGCUCGCUUGCUUAAAAUUGUCCUGCAGCGCCACGAGCCAAAGGCAAAAGAUCGCAACAUCGCAACCAUUCGAUCGUUGUUGUCCCAAAACAAUACACAACAAACAACACAAUGGCAGCUGCAAUGGAACGUAGCCGGCGCACAACAGCAGGGAAGCGCAUGGGAACAUUGGUGGGCAAGGCGCAAGAAGACGACGAAGCCUUUUGGGGUCACGACACAUGGGCGGAAGAUCCCGACAAUAGCGAGAAUGAUUCGUUUCGGUCGUCGGACGAAGAUUCCGAAGCCAAGAAGGACCAAUUUGAUUCAGAUUUCAACGACAGCGAGAGCGAUGCCGACAAGGAAGAUGCCGCGGAAGGAGCUGCCGAAGACAAGCGAUUGGCGCAAGAAGAAAAGCGUGGCGGCGGAAAGAAACGAGCCUAUGUGGAUAUCAGCAAGGCGGGCAGAGACUUGAUGGGGAAAAAGAAGGGAGUAAGAGGGAAGAAUAUUGCCAUGGGAGACGGAUUGAAUGCUGGAAUCAUUCUCAAUCUACCAGGAUAUCUUCCUCCGUUACUGCCGUAUUAUCAUGCAAGACAAACCAAUAUUGCCACAACACCUUCAUCCACGACAACGACAACUGCCACAACCACCAAAACCAAAACACCCGUGACUCCCAUUGUCAUUCCACCAGCCAUCAAAAAGCCCUCGCCGACACGACGCGCCACACGAUCGCACGGUCGCGUUCUGAGGCAUUCGACCAAACAAGCGGGCGAAGUGAGCAAAAAGGCCGCCACUCAAAAGGAAAAAGAGGCGGCCCAAAUUUCCCAAAAAGCCCUCGCCACCAAAUCCAAACACAAACGCUUAUUCGCACAAGGAGAAUUGCUCUUGGAAGCCGUUCAUGAAACGGAACCCGAAAAUACACGAUGGAUCUUGGGUCGCAAGCGCAUUAUGGAUCUGGUCGAACAAGACAACCAACGACAACUCAGUCAAGCAGCAGCGCAAGCGAGUAAAUUGGUGGAACGGUUUCAUUCGCGACGCGGCUAUUUGAAUACGGUCAAUUUUCCAGAUAUGGAUCAUGUUCCAGCCGUGCUGACACAACAACAACACACCAAAAAACAGAAUCGACCACCUCCUCCGCGGAUUUGUGUCAUUACGGGGUUGCAGGCACGGUACCGUUGUCCCUUGACGCAGCAGGGAUAUUACGAUCUCAAGGCAUUCAAAGAGUUGCGACGACGUCACAAGGCGGGAGAACCGUUGGAUCAAAACUGUCCACAACAGCAACAGCAACAGCAGCAAGCCAAAAAGAAGCAAGAAGAAACAAAACAUACCAUCCAGGCAGAGCCAAAUCAAGUCGUGAUCAUUUCCACCAAGCCACCAGUCGUCACCUCCUCGAAAACACCAAAGACAACCAAGUCGUCACCAGCCAAAGUGACCAGGCCUACAACUAGUCGAAAGAGGAACAAGUCAAAUGACACAAAGCCAAAACCAGAAACCGUGAAAUCUACCAAGACUACCAACAAGGAGGUUGCCACGAACAAAGCUACUGCCGAUAUGGCGCCACCACCACCAAAGUCCGUCGCCGUGACUGUGAAAUCGGCAUCACCAGCAAAAAAGCCCAGGCCAUCCCCCAACGCCAAGGUAGUAGCCCCAACGACACCAGCCACAGCAAAACAACCACAACAGCAACGACAACAACAAACUACUCCAAAUCUUCAGAGUCCUGCAAAGCCGGCUCCCCAGCCAGCGGCAAAGCCGGCUCCCCAACAGAACUCAGCAACAAAAAAACCGGCACCGGUAACAUCGGCUACACAGCCAACUGCGACUGCAGCUCCUUCAAAGCCAACAAUUGUCGCGACCACUAUUGCUGCUGUUGCGGGACCGAAGGCAUUGCCACCAACACAUGCAGCUGCAUCGGCACAAAAGAUAAUUGAGGCUCCAAAACAGGCACCCACAACGCCUUUGUCUGCAAUACCGGUACGGCCGAGUCCAAAAUCAUCUCCCACUGCCGCUCAGCCGGCUCCUCGAGCGAGCCCAAAGUCAUCUCCUACGCAGCCUCCGACAGCUCAUCCGGUCGCUCCAGUGCACCACCCCUACGCCAUGUACCACCCCUACGGGUACAUGCAUCCUUAUCCACACCUUCAGUAUGCCUAUCACCCUCACCAUGCUGCACAGCCACAACAGCAACCAGGACAGCCCCCUAUUCAUCCGGGAUACCCUUACCCCGUGCCAGCCAUGCAUGGAACCGUGCCUCACCCGCCAUAUCCGGGAGCGCACCUGCAUCAUACUAUGCCCUAUCCUUCAGCAGCACAAGCACCCGCAAGUGCGACGACGACGCCAGCUACGGGUGUUCCACCUGCGACAGCCGCGGCAGUGGUGGCGGCUGCAACUUCUGCCCUGGCGAAUGCCAUGACGGCGACAACCACUACUACUCCUGUUGCAGCUGUUGCGGGAAUCUCAGUGGCUGCAGCGACAGCACCGCCACCAGCGACAGCACCACCACCUGCCGCACCACUUGCCACGGCACCACCACCUGCCGCACCAGCCAAAUCACCUGCAGCACCGCCACCUGCCGCACCACUUGCCACAGCCACAACAUCUGCAGCUGCAGCCAAAUCACCUGCAGCAGCAACAGCUCCACCGUCUCCUGGAAAAUCCCCGCAACGCAAGUCGCCCCGACGGAGGAAGCCAACUGAAAAAGCUCUUCCAGCAGAGGUUGCUGUGGAGGCACCACAAAUCCCUCCUACGCAAGGCACGACUGAGAAAGGCGGUGACGCUCCAAAGUAAAGGCUUCAUGUGUUUCACUGGUUGGAUAAUUGAGGAGCAGCCAAAGAAGCUUACUUGCCCGAAGAAGCAUUGGUGGAGCCUCUCAUUGAGUUUGGCUAUCUUGACACUCGAUGUCAGUAUAGCCGUGCAGAAAGGUGUUGAAGCCUUGCACAACAAUGGUUUUUGCAUUGGAGACGCACGCGAACAACAAGCCGAGUCCUUGCACUGAGGCCUAUGUCCUACUGAGUAGUAGUCAACCCCAGGGGCCGCCAGAAUCGAAUCAGUCUGUACGAAUGACUGUUCGGUGUGGCUCACUGCUGCACUUGAAUUAGCGAGCUCUCAUUCAAGAGAAGAGAUCAGUCAGCCUAAAGAUGUUCGUUCGUCUAAUCUCGUCGGCAUCGUGCCUGAGUUCUAAACCUACCUGACACGCAAGACUGCCUGGCUUCAAAUGUACCGUAUAGUUCCCCUCUCAGGUUGGGCCAGUGUCUGGUACUAGUCUAGUACCAUGGAAACAUGACUGCCUGGAUAUGUCGAGAUCUCCGAUGAAACUCAAGGAGCGACUCAUUGGCUACCUUCCGAUUCUGACUUGACUUGUCAGUACUAGUAGUAGUCUAGCUAGCACGCAAGUUUAAAAUAGAAUGAGCCGGUUGUUUCUUUG